AUGUUAACAAUCGGCGACUUCUCCACCGGCUGCCACGCUCAAGAGAUCUUCUUCGAUCUCAGCCGCGGGGAGGAAGCCGGUCACAACCUCCAGUCUGCGCAUCUCCACGUUGAACUCCCGCUCAAAGCCGCCCACAAGCACAAGAAGAAGACCGCCCACAGCAAGCACGCCCACAAGAAGACCCCACACCAUCACCUGCCGCACACCGCCGCCCUUCUUGAGGUCACGCUUGCCUUUCUGGACAACUCCACUGCCCCGCGGAAGAUGAUCAUAACUGAGGGGGAAGACGCUGUGUUUGACGUCACAUCUGAAGCCCAAGCGUGGAGUAACGGGAGCGGUCCUCGCGUCGCCGUCACAGUCCGGCCUCUCACUGACGUUUCCAACAUUUUUGCCGACACCGAGCACCUCCGGGAGGAAGUCGACUGCAGCAGCAUGAAAUGGGAAGCUUCCCUCAUGGUAGCCUGGGACGACACCUCGGCUUGCUCCUCCCAAGGGGAACUCUCCUACCCGCCGCAGGGCCUCCAGAAGGACGAGGAUGUGGAGGAGGAGGAGGAGGAGGAAGAAGAAGAAGAAGACGAAGUCUACGAGGAUUACUUCGGCUUGAACGAGUCUUCAGGGAGCCGCGUGCGAAGGGGUGCUCACGGCGCCAACAAGAAGGGCCGCGGGAAGAAGGCCUGCAAGCUGCGAUCCAUGUACGUCAACUUCAGGGAAAUCGGAUGGAACUCCUGGAUCAUCGCUCCUACGGGCUACGAGGCGGGCUCCUGCCACGGCCGCUGCACCUUCCCUAUCCAGUCGCACAACACCGCCACCAACCACGCCGUUGUGGCUGCCCUGCGUCGGGAGCUCCAGGGCAGAGGUCGAGGCCCCAGCUGCGUCCCCACCCGACUCGAGGCCAUCUCUCUGCUGUACUACGACGAGGCUAACAACGUCGUCCUCAAGCAGUACCCCGACAUGGUUGCCAAGAGCUGCGGGUGUCGCUAAGGCCGCCGGGAUGGCUUCGUCGCCGUCGUUACUCCAGUUAAAACAACUAUCAUCGUUAUUUCAAUUAUCUGCAUUAUCACCGUUAUUCCGCCUAUCGCCGUUAUCAUUACUAUUCCACUUACGUCCAUUAUCACCAUUAUUUCACUUAUCUGUAUCAUCAUCGUUAUUCCACUUACGUUCAUUAUCACUGAUGUCUUAUCUCCUUCAUUCAUUUCAUAUCACACCUUAUCACUUGCGAUUUUCCUUACUUAAGUCUUAGUCAUCUUCUUCUUCUUCUAUCUAUGAUACUUAUAUUUAUUCAUUUGUCUUUAUCUAUCCUUUCCUUUCUUGUUCUCUUUUCGCACCCUUUGGUUUUCUCUCCAUUGUGCUCAUCCACUUAA
Molecule: messenger RNA, 1361 nt
Organism: Penaeus chinensis
Lineage: Eukaryota; Metazoa; Arthropoda; Malacostraca; Decapoda; Penaeidae
Product: bone morphogenetic protein 2-like
Exons: 5
Coding region: 1-981 (326 amino acids)
Biological process (GO): BMP signaling pathway; SMAD protein signal transduction
Cellular component (GO): extracellular region
Molecular function (GO): cytokine activity; growth factor activity
Source: RefSeq, a predicted model, not a curated record